GCCCCGGCCGCCGCGCCCCGCGUCCGCGCCGGCAUGGUGAACCUGGCGGCCAUGGUGUGGCGCCGGCUCCUGCGGAAGCGGUGGGUGCUCGCCCUGGUCUUCGGGCUCUCGCUCGUCUACUUCCUCACCAGCACCUUCAAGCAGGAGGAGAGGGCAGUGAGAGAUCGGAAUCUCCUCCAGGUUCAAGACCAUGAUCAGCCCAUUCUGUGGAAAGUGCAGUUUAACUUGGGCAAUAGCAGUCGGCCCAGCAACCAGUGCCGGAACUCCAUCCAAGGGAAGCACCUCAUCACCGACGAACUAGGAUACGUUUGUGAAAGGAAGGACUUGCUGGUGAAUGGCUGCUGUAAUGUCAACGUCCCGGGCACCAAGCAGUACUGCUGUGAUGGCUGCUUGACCAACGGCUGCUGCAGUGCUUACGAGCACUGCGUUUCCUGCUGCCUGCAGCCCAACAAGCAACUUCUCCUGGAGCGCUUCCUCAACCGGGCAGCUGUGGCCUUCCAGAACCUCUUCAUGGCAGUGGAGGAUCACUUUGAAUUGUGUUUGGCUAAAUGCAGGACCUCAUCCCAGCAUCUUCAGGAGUGGGCCCUGAACACCGUAUGCUGACAUCUAAAACUGUCUGAGAUCUCAAAGAUACUGUUCCAUUCUCAUCUAGUGCCAAGUUUCUAGCAGCUGCUACCAUGUGCUCUCAGAUUUUUUCUGGGGGAUCUGGGAUACAUGUAUUCCUGUGGCAAGCAUCGUUUUAACCUGAGAGUCUGACUUACUGUUCCAGAGGAUUUUGUUCUCAUUUCCUAUGAAGUGCCUGGUCAUCUUGGUUGUGGUCCAGCAGGAGCCUCAGGAAAAUCACCGCAGCCUCCUCUCCUCCCAGUCAUGGAACCCUGUGUUAAGGCGCUUCCUCAGUGGAGAUACAUCUACAACUGGCCAUAAGCGGUCAUCCUUUAUUGCUUUCAGCUUCAUGAGAUGUAACAAGUACAGACAUGCAGUUUCCCCAUGAUUCGCAAAGAGGGAGAAGAAAACCCGAGUUGCUAGGAAGGAGCUGUAAGAGACUUAACAUCUCCCCUCAGUGGGACGAGUGAAUGAACGCAGGGCAUGCAAUUGCAGGUCCACACGCUCCAGGCGUGCCCUGUGUUUCCGAACAACACUAAACCUCUCUGGUCAAGGCCUGGGGUAUUUGGUCCUCAGAUCACGACAGGCCCCUUGAGUAGUAUCCCUCUUUGCUCUCAGGAGUUCCAUUACUGCACAGCUUUUUCCUGGAGUCACACACUGACCUGGGGUUGGGCAAGGUUUUUUCAUUUUAUUGGUUCAAGUUGUUGACCUUGGAGCAGAGCGCUAUUUUAUAACCUGCUUUUGACUUUUUUUUUUUCUUUUUCUUUGGGCCAUGUUUGCCUUCCAGUGUGUUUCUGCAAUAUGUAGUGGCCGUUUCCCUUCACCCCCUCCUAUUACUUCUUAUACUUAACCUUCCCAAAGUGGUUUGUCCUGAUAAAUAAGUUUUCUUUGAGGGUAAACUGUGUGUCUGGCAGUUUUUAAAUGUUAGAUCCCAAGAAAUGUAAUCAAUGUGCAGUGGACUUUUUGGGUUCUCUGUGUGUUCAUUGGUGCUAAAUCAAACUGUAUGUGAAAGAAAUGUGCAUGUCUGGGUGUUUUACCAUCUCGGGUGUUUUUCUGUAACGCAGUGUGAGACUUGAGUUUGUUUUCUGUGGUCACUGGUACCAGCCUCUCCUUUGAGCUUAUUUUAACUCUUGAGAAAUAUAACAUAGAUUUAAUGUGAGAAGAGUUUCCUCACAGGUUAA
This is a messenger RNA of Myotis myotis, 1784 nucleotides long. RefSeq names its product SREBF pathway regulator in golgi 1 (gene SPRING1). The record is from RefSeq and is a predicted model, not a curated record. NCBI's taxonomy places the organism in Eukaryota, Metazoa, Chordata, Mammalia, Chiroptera, Vespertilionidae. The coding region runs from base 34 to 603 and encodes 189 amino acids. Gene Ontology annotation, biological process: positive regulation of SREBP signaling pathway. The transcript has 5 exons.